UACACUUCUCUACUCAACCAGGAGGAUGCAAAUGUUUUCAGAUCUGAUGUUGUUGAGGACCUUGAUAAUGAAGUGAAAGAAUUGCCAGGGCUGAAUGAAAUAAACUCACAGCCGAUUAAGAGGGGUCGAUCCAAGAAUUUCAGUGUAGAAGAGGACCUAAUGUUGGUUUCUGCUUAUCUUAAUGUAAGCAAAGAUCCCAUUACCGGUAGAUAUAAAAAAGAAGGCACAUUUUGGGAGAUAGUAUGGAAAUAUUUUAACAAGAACAGGAAAUUCGAGUCCGAUCGUAAUUGGUCAUCAUUGAAACAUCGAUGGCUUGCUAUUCAGAAGGAAGUGAAUAUUUUUCAAGGUUACUAUGAUGCCAUAGAAAGGAAAGAUCAAAGUGGCAAGACGAGUGAUGACAAGCUUGCUGAAGCAAAGGCAGAAUUUCGGGAAAGACAACAUGGGAGGGCAUUCUCUGUCUUCCAUGUGUGGAUGAUUCUUAGGCAUGAGCCAAAGUGGGCAUUCAGAGAAUCAAAGCUAAAAGACCCACAAGAAACAAAUAAUGCUAGUAGUGAUGCUCCUAUCAACAUUGAUAGACCACCAGGGAGAAAAGCUGAGAAGGAAAAAGCACGGGCUAGAAAGCAUGGUGCCUGUGAUGUUGAUGGUGAUCCUUUCUUUGAAGAAUUAAAAAAGAUGAGAGAAUCCCAGGAAGAAAAUGACAAAGACCGAAAGGCCCUUGAUGAGAAGUUCUAUGAGUUGGAAAAGAUUAAGGUUGAAGCAGAGCAAGAUCGUCAAGUCAAAGAGAUAAUGCAAACUGACACAAGCACAAUGGAUGACGAAUCAAAACAAUACUUCAAGUUGAUGAAAAAAGAGAUUUUGAUUCGUCGUUUUGGGAGUAGUCAGCCAUAGGUGAUUUAGUUUUUAGAAUUUUAGUUCAUUAUUGCCAUAAGUCUGCAUGUAAGUACUUGAACAAUCUGAGGUUAACAAUGUUCAAAACUCAUAAAAAUAAUGAAGUGCAUUUGCUAAGUUUAGCAUUA
Zea mays is the source of this 1016-nucleotide messenger RNA. Its product is annotated as glutathione S-transferase T3-like. The coding region runs from base 160 to 888 and encodes 242 amino acids. Lineage: Eukaryota; Viridiplantae; Streptophyta; Magnoliopsida; Poales; Poaceae. The record is from RefSeq and is a predicted model, not a curated record. The transcript has 2 exons.